Tripterygium wilfordii is the source of this 2165-nucleotide messenger RNA. RefSeq lists its product as uncharacterized. NCBI's taxonomy places the organism in Eukaryota, Viridiplantae, Streptophyta, Magnoliopsida, Celastrales, Celastraceae. The coding region runs from base 840 to 1880 and encodes 346 amino acids. The transcript has 2 exons. The record is from RefSeq and is a predicted model, not a curated record.
AACCGGUUUUCGUCCGGCCAAAAACAAUACAAAAAUUCAAAAGCCCGUUUUUGUACCCACAUGCCUAUAAAACUCAUUUCUUUGGCCCAUGAACACACAAAUAUUCAUAAUCCAUUUCUUUGAUCCAUAAGCCCACAAGUUCCCAAAAUUUUGGUCCAGCCCACUAAUGAAUCAUAACUCUAGAAAAUAUUUAGGAAUAAAAGAAAACAAAAAAACAUAAAAAUAAAAUAAAAUAAAGUUAGGAAAAAAAACAAGACAAUGAUAGGAGAGGGAGGUGGUGUGAAAAAUAAAAGUCAAAAGGGACAAAAAAAGAGGGAAGAAAAUCGUGGGAGGACAAAAGAAAAAGAAAGAAAAGACAAAAGAGGAGACGGUGAAAAAAAAAAUGAAAAAGAAAGAAAAGAAGAAAAGGUGGGAGAGAAAGUGGGGAACCAAUAGAGAAAGGUGCGGCACAUAUUGAGAAAAAAAGAAAGAAAAAAUGAACAAAUAAGAAGACUUUCGGUGAUGUUUGAAAAAAGACAAACAAGAGAAGACUAUGUUUUGGUGGAGGGAGGGGUGUCGCACACUAGUAGAGAAAAGGAGAAGAAAGAGAAUAAAAAGAGAGGAGGCAAUGGGGGAAAAAGAGGGGAGAAGGGAGCAAACCGUGAGGAGGAGAAACCAAGAGAGAAGAAAAAGGAAAAUAGAAGAAGAAGGAGAGAGUCUUUCGUCACUCAAGGAAAACUUUGAAAAGGGAGAUUUUCUAUUGCUCUAAGAAGGUGGCACGUAAAAAAGAAAAAGCAUCAGUUCAUUCAUAUCACCGUCAUCCUUAUCGCACCAGAUUACAGUUGCGAAUUGCUAGGACAAUGGAGAACGAACAACAGAAAGAGCUGAUCCAGAAGCAAAGCCAGGAAAUUACAGACCUGAAAGAACAAGUGGCCAUGCUAAUUACUCAGAUGUCACAAUUUAUGAAAGGAAAAGCAAUGGCAGAAAGUUCAGCACAGAAAGAUCCCAUGCUUCAGCCCUAUGACAACACGGCAAUGAAUUCCUCAGGAUAUGCACCGGUAGUUGGGCUAACUCAGGAUGGUGGAUUUCCAUCACUGGAUUCCCAGCAGAAAACGUAUGUCAUGCCUGUAGAGAUUAAAGAGGAAGGAGGAAGGGGUCUUACUGUAGAGCAGUACAAAAAGAUGGAAAAAUGGAUGAGUUCAAUUGAAGGAUUUGGGCCUGUUGGCGCUUUAAGUCCCCAUAAGUUAUGUCUGAUGAAGGAUUUGAUCAUUCCUCCUGAUUUCAAGCUUCCGGCUUUUACUCUCUUUGAUGGUACUGGAAUCCCUCUAGAUCAUCUGACCAUGUAUUGUCGGAGGAUGCAGCCAUAUGUUCAUGAUGAAAAGAUAUUGAUUCACUUUUUCCAGGAAAGUUUGACGGGGAGCGCAACUCGGUGGUUUACAAGCUUAGAUCCGUCUUCUGUUGAGACCUGGGAGGAUCUAGCUAACUUAUUCCUUAAAAAGUACGAGCAUAACAUGGAGAAAGUCCCCACCAUCUAUGAUCUUCAGUGUACUGUCAUGAAGGAAGGAGAAAGUUUUCGGGAUUGGGCCCAUAGAUGGAGAGACUUAGCAUCCCAGAUGCACCCUCCAUUGGCGGAACAAGAUAUGGUUAAUGCAUUCAUUGACGCACUUCGAGAGCCUUAUACUUCAAAAAUUGCUGGAGGGGGGCAUGCAGGUUUAGGAGAAAUGAUCCGAGCAGGGGAACGUAUUGAGAGAUGCAUGCAAAGAGGAAAUAUUAGCAUUAGCGUCCGGAUGCUUGAGAAACCAGAGUAUCAGAAGGGAGGGAAGAUGAAGAAGAAGGAAAACGAGGUGCAUACCGUUAAUUAUAGCAGCAAUCCCACUUAUGGGUCUCCCACUUCUGAUUAGAGGUCGCGAAGCAAUGCUCCCAGGCUGUCUAGUUCAUAUAACCACCACCUAAACUCAAAUUCCUACCCGCCACCUCAGCAUUCUUAUCGACCACCUCAACAGACUUACCAACCACCUCAGCAAGCUUAUCGACCAUCUCAGCAAAAUUACCAGCCACCUCAGCAAGCUUACCAACCACCCCGCCAAAAUUACCAAAACUUUGAAAAUAACCCUAGACCCCGAAGGCAGAUAGAGCAGUUCGCUCCGAUACCCAUGACUUAUGCCUAGUGUUAUGACAAGUUAUUG